UCUGAUCACUUGGUCAUGUGACCUUGCACAACACCCCAGCUGAACCAACCAAAGUCAUCAUUACUUAAUAUUUAUGUUGCUCGGGAUCCCCUUGCGCGAAGAAGUAUGCUAAUACCAGUGAGGAAGCAUGGGAGGCAUGAAUAAACUGGCUUUUGGCAGAAUCUGAGAUUCUCCACUCACAUAUUGUGUAGCUUAUACUGUUCGCUGUCAAAUAACAGCAGAGUUCCCUGUGAAAUAUAGGCUACCUCUCCUACGAAUGCACGAGUCGCCGACAUUCCACACGCUUCCUGCAAAGUUUUGUAACAUCGCUUGAUAACCAUUACACAAGUGGGGAAGGUCCUUCAUAACGCGGAUGAAUGGAAAGCAGUAACUGCGGCUGCCACAUCGAAGUGACAAUCGUUUUGUGAGGUUGUGAGGUGGUGAUCGAGGUGGAUAUGUCUACAAAGUUAUUUUAAUUCAGCAACUAAGUGUAGCCUAUUGCAAAAAUACUGCGCGGCCUAGUGGUUUAUUGAAACGAAAUGACAGCGAAGAAUCAGAUGCAGCGAAUAAUCGGCGAGGCGCUGUGGGGGAUGAGCGCCGCCGACGCCAUGUCCAUGCCAGUGCACUGGUACUACAGCGUGCGAGAUAUCAAGAGCGAGUUCAACGGCUGGAUAAAGGGUUUCAACCCGCCCAGAGAGAGACACCCCACCAGCAUCCUCACCCUCUCCAACGCAGCUGGCAGUGGGCGCAGUGGUUGGUCAUCAGACACCAGGCCUCCAGUGAUCGGCAACAUCAUCCUCCACGACAAGCUGAGCUACUGGAAGAAGCCAGGAGGCAGUGUCCACUAUCAUCAAGGUCUACAGGCUGGUCAGAACACACUGAACACCUUGUGUGCGCUGCGCGUGGGGAAGGUUCUCUCCUCUGGGGGGUUCUGCAGCAUGACGGAACCGCUCGCACAAGCUGCAGUCCUCUCGGACUAUGUGCAGUUUAUGACCACACCUGGUAGCCAUGACGACACCUAUGCUGAGUCAUUCCACAGAUCCUUCUUCUCUGAUUGGCAGGACUCGAGACCAACCUCACCAACCAAGGUCCUUGAGUUUGCAGAGAAAAGAUGUAAACAGAGGAUGAAUGUGCAUCCCCCUGACAGCCAGCUGGAUGCUAUUGGUUGCCUACCCAUGAGCAUCCCUUUCCUUCUGUUAUCGGCUUCAGAUGAUGAAGAGACUGCUGUGAGCGCGUCGGUUCAGUUUGUGCGACUCACUCACCCACACCCGAAGCUGGAGAAGUUCGUGGCGCUGUAUGCGCGUGCGCUGCACGCUACGCUGAACGGCGCGUGUCUGCAGCAACAGGCGGAGGCGGCGCUCAAGUCGCCCGCGCUCGACGUCUGGGACACCUGCCAGAGCUUCAUGCGCAGAGCCGCCAGGCUACCCAUCGCUUCUGAGGAGAGAUUGAAGGUCCAUCAGAGUGCUGUUGAGGUGCUGGGACUGGCCUGCUACACUAAAGGUGCCCUCAGCAGUCUGUUCUACUUGGCCCACGAGUUCCAUAGCGAUGUCCAGGGAGGGAUCUUGGCCAACUCCAACUGUGGAGGAGAGAACUGCAACAGAGGGGCAGCGCUGGGGGCCUUGCUGGGCUCUCGUGCGGGGCAUCUGGGCAAGUCUGUCCCUCAGGAGUGGAAAGAUGCCCUCGUAACGGGCAGACAAUACAUCCCAGAUAUACUGCAGAACCUCUCCUAACACACUACCCCUACUGCCAUGAUUCUCUUGCUGUGUGCGUGUGUGUGUGUGUGUGUGUGUGAGUGUGUGUGUGUGUUCGUGUGUGUAUUCGUGUGUGUGUUCGUGUGUGUGUUCGUGUGUGUGUGUGGGUGUGUGUGGGUGAGAGAGAGAAAGAGAGAAUGUAUGUGUAUCCUCUCCUUUGGUUCCUAGUUGCUGCUCGUUGUUUAGGAUAUUGUCCACGCACCGUUAUAUCCUAAUGCCUUUGCAGUGCAUAUUAUCCAUAUGAACUGUGUGUGAUGUGUCUUGAGUUUCCAGGAGCAGUUUACAUGUUCAAACAAGGCGAUCCCUUAUUAGCCACAUCGGUAGGAGCUUGAGUUUGCAUAUCAGAAGAUUUAUCUUAAAGCUAAAAGGGAGCUUUCUGAAUGAUUAAGGAAAACUUAAGUAAUAUUGUGUUUACUACAAGUUUACUACAAUAUGCUGAUUGUAAUAUUUGUAAUCAUGUAUUUAAUGUAUAUUAUUUUCAGAUUCAUGCAUUAAACAGUGACUAUUGA
Sardina pilchardus (European sardine) is the source of this 2239-nucleotide messenger RNA. RefSeq lists its product as uncharacterized. The record is from RefSeq and is a predicted model, not a curated record. The transcript is spliced from 9 exons. Bases 519 to 1709 code for a protein of 396 amino acids. Lineage: Eukaryota; Metazoa; Chordata; Actinopteri; Clupeiformes; Clupeidae.